Messenger RNA from Adineta steineri, 1713 nucleotides. The record is from the annotation of a GenBank genome assembly. NCBI's taxonomy places the organism in Eukaryota, Metazoa, Rotifera, Eurotatoria, Adinetida, Adinetidae.
AUGAUGGAGAUGAAUGAUAUGUCUGAUGAAAAUCACUUUUUCAAGAGAGAAGACAAUCAUCUUGAAACAUUUACUCUUAUCUGGUUAGAGACCAAUAUCAAUUGUGACCAGAAGCAUGAAGAUAUUGAAGAAAUGCUUCGUAGUACUAUUAAUCAUAUCAAGAAAUUUGAUGAUUUGGACAAAUGUAAAAAGUAUAUCGAAGAAGCAUCAAAAGAUGAUAAAUUAGUACUUCUUAUUAGUGGUCAGUUGGGUCAACAAUUAGUUCCUUUAAUUCAUCAACUUCAACAUAUUUCAGCAAUUUAUAUUUAUUCUGAAGACAAAGAAAACGAUAAAAUCUGGGCUCGUAAUUUUCCUAAAUUGAAGACUAUUAAGAGUGAUCUUGAAAUGUUGGUAUCUCGAAUCAUUGAAGAUCAUAAACAUCGAAGCAACACGGAAGAACUAGUCUGGAUCAACAUGCACACGACAACUAGUGAUGCAGAAGGGGUAUCAACGGUUGUCAAUAGUCCAUUUGUUUUUUCUCAACUACUUAUCGAUUGUCUUCUUCGAUUAACAUCCAAUGAGAUGGAUAAAAAUGAAUUAAUCCGUUGUUGCAAGAAAGAAUACGAAGGAAAUCAUGUUGAACUUGCUAAUCUGAAUGAAUUUCAAAACGAAUAUUCGCCUGAAAAGGCAUUAUGGUGGUAUACUCGCGAAUCAUUCUUUUAUAAGACUCUCAACGCAGCUUUAUGCACGCAAAAUAUUCAUAUGAUGUUUCUAUAUCGUUCUUUCCUUACUGAUACAUAUCAUCAGUUGCAGCAAUGUCAAUCUAAAUGUUCUGUUCGAGUAUACCGAAGGCAGCAAAUGUCAAUUGAUGCGUUAUAUGAUCUUCAGAAUUAUCGUGGACAGUUAGUUUCCGUGAAAUCAUUUCUAUCCACAACUAGACGAAAACCGAUAACUGACUUCUAUAAAGAUGUCGAUACAACUCAACAGAACAGUUUCGAACAAGUUUUAUUUGAGAUUGAUGCUGAUCCUAAAGUAGUUACAACCAAACCAUUUGCUGACAUCAGCAAGUAUAGUGAUUUUUUUCUUGAAUUAGAAGUACUCUUUAUGCCAAAUUCUAUUUUUCGUCUCAAUACUAUCGACUAUGAUGACAAUCAAGGUUGGAUCAUUGGAAUGUCCUUAUGUAAUGAUGAUGAGUACAGUUUAAAGGAAAUUCUUGGACACAUGAAGAAGCAAAAUGGUAUUGGAGAGAUAAAUCUAUAUACAUUUAGUAAGAUGUUAUGGAAAAUGGGCAAAUUUGAUCAAGCUAAAAUGUACUAUAUUCGUUGUGUCAAUGAACUUUCGGAUAAUGACUCUUUACUUUUCAAAGCGUAUGAAGAUCUUGCUGAGAUUACUUCUCAACAAAAUAACUAUAACGAAAGUAUGAAAUGGCAGCAAAAAUUAUCGGACGCUGAAAAGAAGAUAUCAAACAACAACGGUCACGUAAAUAGUAGAUCAUCAAAGAAACUGCCAGGUAUUGGAUCUCGAAAUACACUACGAUGCUACGUAUUUGGAUUUAUCUUUCUUUUCGCCAUAACGCUGGGGAUUGGGAUAUAUUUAGUGAAAUACAUUCCAGUUGGAAAUGGCUACAAUGAUGUCAAUCAGAAUAAUCCUACAAUCGCCAAUACACGAACAGGUAUAGUGGCACUUCUUGAAUAUUUUAUUUCAUUAACAAUGUUACUUAGUUCGUAUAAUUAA